AUGGGUCGUAUGCAUAGCAAUGGAAAGGGUAUCAGUGCCUCUGCCUUACCUUACAGCCGUAAGCCACAAUCAUGGGUUAAGACUUCUCCAUCUGAAGUCUGCGAACACGUUUGCAGAUUAGCCAAGAGAGGUUACACUCCAUCCCAAAUCGGUGUCAUGUUGCGUGAUGCCCACGGUAUUGCUCAAGUCAAGAACAUCACCGGUUCCAAGAUUCUCCGUAUCCUCAAGGUCAACGGUCUUGCCCCAAAGAUCCCAGAAGAUCUCUUCCACAUGAUCAAGAAGGCUGUCACCAUCAACAAGCAUUUGCUCCGUGCCAAGAAGGACAAGGAUGGUAAGUUCCAUCUCCGUCUCGUUGAAUCCCGUAUUCAUCGUUUGACUCGUCCAUACAAGAAGAGAGGAGUCCUCCCACCAAACUGGAAGUACGAAUCUGCCACCGCCUCUACCCUCAUUGCCUAA
Cavenderia fasciculata is the source of this 456-nucleotide messenger RNA. RefSeq names its product 40S ribosomal protein S13 (gene rps13). The coding region runs from base 1 to 456 and encodes 151 amino acids. Gene Ontology annotation, molecular function: small ribosomal subunit rRNA binding; structural constituent of ribosome. The transcript has 2 exons. Gene Ontology annotation, cellular component: ribosome; cytosolic small ribosomal subunit; nucleolus. Lineage: Eukaryota; Evosea; Eumycetozoa; Acytosteliales; Cavenderiaceae. The record is from RefSeq and is a predicted model, not a curated record. Gene Ontology annotation, biological process: translation.